Diprion similis is the source of this 1623-nucleotide messenger RNA. Its product is annotated as acid sphingomyelinase-like phosphodiesterase 3b. The record is from RefSeq and is a predicted model, not a curated record. The transcript has 10 exons. Lineage: Eukaryota; Metazoa; Arthropoda; Insecta; Hymenoptera; Diprionidae. The coding region runs from base 1 to 1623 and encodes 540 amino acids.
AUGUUCGGACGAAAGAAGGUUGACGUCUUCCGCGUCUUACAGCUGCUUCUGUUUCUGAGUAAUUGCGUCCAUGGAUUGGCAGAAAAAAAUGUUUUUAAUCAUGGACGAACCGAGAGUGGUAAAAACUUCACGGGUCGGAAAAUGGGUUACUUUUGGCACGUGACUGACAUGUUCUUUGACCCUUAUUAUUCACCCUUGGGAGCUCCCGAAGACGACUGUCACAUAAAAAAUUCCGAAAACUUUACGAGGAAUUGCGGUUUUUUUGGUGAAUUUGGUCAAUGCUCGGCCUUUGGAUUGAUGGAGACUAUAGCGAGGGCGAUGAACGCAACUACGCGAUGGAAAAGCACGGCGCCAGACUUCUGCAUUUUUACAGGGAAUCUACGCUGUCCGAAUAUCGGUGAUCGACAGGACGAUAUUUAUGAAACAAUCAGCGCUUUCGUCACGGACAUUAGGAACGCUGGUUUCGUAACCAUCUAUCCAAGCUACGGCUGGUACGAUUAUCAACCUCACGGUCAUCACCCCCUAAAGUUAACGACCCACUACGAGAGAGUGAAAAAUCUGUUACGCGACGAACGAGAUUCUUCAAACUAUUGUCAAAAGAGUUUGGACCAUAAUCCCAAGGUGAAACAGAUUCUUGGUCAACCCGGACCGGAAAUUGGGUACUUUUCGCGCGUUCAACCACCGGAGAAUCGGAUCCGGGUUAUCGUGAUGAAUACAAAUUUUUACGUAAGGAAUCAUAUCGCAAGUCGUCGACCUGAUCCAGCCAGACAAUGGAGAUGGCUCAUCGAGGAGCUCAGAGCAUGUCGAAUCGCCGGUCAAAAGGCAUUCAUCGUUAUGUCGGUACCACCGGGCUUUGAUCGAAAAAGCUACAGCGAAGAAAACCUUGACAAAGGAAAAGAAAACCUGCUGGUAUGGAGCAACGGCCACAAUCGACGCUAUUUAAGAAUAAUCAGUAAGUUUCGCGACGUUGUUGCUGCACAAUUUGCCGGACACAGACACGAGGACACAUUUCGUCUGGUGUACGACAGAAAAGGAAAAGCUGUUUCCGCAGUGCUUCUUGCUCCGCCGAUGAGCCCUCGUUUCGGCAACUAUCCGAAGAUUAGAAUCUAUAUGUACGACAAGCACAGCGGCAAACUCAUCGACUACGUGCAGUACUACUUUAACUUGACGAAGGCAAACCAGGACGCGGACAUGACGAGUCCUGAAAAAUACUGGGAAGUGAGCUAUUCGUUUCGUGACUUUUACCGACUUCCAGACGCAACGACGUCCAGCUUUGAAAAGCUUGUUAAAAAUUUUCAAAGCGACAACAACGUCGUUUUUGAUCGAUAUCACAGCAACGCCGAAGGCCGUGUGAAUCACAAAGCAACCUGCGAUUAUCGCUGCAAAUUGAUUUCGUUGUGCGUCAUAACGAGCCUUGAAUUCGGGCGUUUCUCCGAGUGUGUUUCCGGGAAAUUCGCGGCCGACCAAAUUCGCACUAGACUGUCGGUCCAACCCCUCCCGAAACCUCUGCGAGAUCGCCUCUUUCGCCGUUUCAACCCCAUCUCGGCCUCCCCAACUCCACCAUCUGUUAAUUAUAUGGAUCGGACCGAAGACACGAGGGUUCAAGCAUUUCAAACGUUUUAA